AAAAAUCCAAGCGCUUUUCUCAGUCGCUCUCUCUCUUUCCCUAAAACCAAACCCUCGAUCUCGGAAUCCAUGGCGCGACCCCCGAAGCCGGUCUCUUCCGACGAAGCCAUGUCCAAUUCCGAGGAGGAGGAGCCGAUCAACGACGAAGAGGACGAGGAGGAGCUCGAGGCCGUCGCUCGCUCCGCCGACUCCGAAGACGAAGAGGCCGCCGAUGACAACUCCCGCGGCUCCGACGACGAGGCGGCCCCGGCUGAGAACGACGACGAGUUGGAAGAGGAUGAGGAUGGAGGUAAUGAAAGCAAUGCUGAAGUGAGCAAACGUGAGAAGGCCAGGCUUAAACGCAUGGAACAGAUGAAGAAGCAAAAAAUUCAGGAAAUAUUAGACGCGCAAAAUGCAGCUGUGGAUGCUGACAUGAACAAUAGGGGGAAGGGACGGUUGCAGUAUCUUCUGCAGCAAACAGAGUUGUUUGCCCAUUUUGCCAAAGGUGAUCCGUCUGCAUCCCAGAAGAAGGGGAAGGGAAGGGGGCGCCAUGCUUCAAAAAAGACUGAAGAAGAAGAAGAUGAAGAAUGCCUCAAAGAGGAAGAAGAUGAAUUAACUGGGACCGGAACCACACGGCUCUUGACACAACCUUCAUGUGAGAGUUAUUUUUUUUUUUUNUUUUUUUUUUNUUUUUUUGAAAAUGGCAUAAAUGGAAUCCUUGCUGAUGAGAUGGGUCUUGGUAAAACUUUGCAAACCAUAUCCUUGUUGGGUUACCUGCAUGAAUUCAGAGGAAUAACUGGCCCUCAUAUGGUUGUCGCUCCAAAGUCAACCCUUGGAAACUGGAUGAAUGAGAUUCGGCGUUUCUGUCCUGUGUUGCGUGCUGUGAAGUUUCUCGGUAAUCCUGAUGAAAGAAAACACAUACGUGAGGACUUGCUGGUUGCUGGGAAGUUUGAUGUUUGUGUUACAAGUUUUGAAAUGGCCAUCAAAGAAAAGUCUUGCUUACGACGUUUCAGCUGGCGAUAUAUAAUCAUCGAUGAAGCCCAUCGAAUCAAGAAUGAGAAUUCACUGCUUUCAAAAACAAUGAGGCUGUAUAAUACCAACUACCGUCUUCUAAUCACGGGCACACCGCUUCAGAAUAAUCUUCAUGAACUAUGGUCUCUGCUCAACUUUCUUCUGCCAGAGAUUUUUAGUUCUGCCGAAACGUUUGAUGAAUGGUUUCAAAUAUCUGGUGAAAAUGACCAGCAGGAGGUUGUUCAACAGCUUCACAAGGUCCUCCGGCCAUUCCUUCUCCGAAGGUUGAAGUCAGAUGUUGAGAAAGGUUUGCCUCCAAAAAAGGAAACUAUACUUAAAGUAGGCAUGUCGCAAAUGCAGAAACAGUACUAUAAGGCUUUACUGCAGAAAGAUCUUGAAGUUGUUAAUGCUGGCGGAGAACGUAAGCGUCUUUUGAAUAUAGCUAUGCAGCUUCGUAAAUGCUGUAAUCAUCCAUAUCUUUUCCAAGGUGCUGAGCCUGGGCCUCCUUAUACAACUGGAGACCAUCUUAUUACAAAUGCUGGUAAAAUGGUUCUUUUGGACAAGUUACUUCCCAAGUUGAAAGAGCGUGAUUCUAGGGUCCUAAUAUUUUCUCAGAUGACAAGGCUGCUAGAUAUUCUCGAAGAUUAUCUAAUGUUUAAAGGAUACCUCUAUUGUCGGAUUGAUGGAAAUACCGGUGGUGAAGACCGUGAUGCUUCAAUCGAUGCCUUCAAUAAGCCUGGAAGUGAGAAAUUUGUAUUCUUGCUAUCAACUAGAGCUGGAGGACUUGGUAUCAAUCUUGCUACUGCAGACGUCGUCAUCCUUUAUGAUAGUGAUUGGAACCCUCAAGUUGAUCUCCAAGCACAAGAUCGUGCUCACAGGAUUGGUCAGAAGAAAGAAGUUCAAGUGUUCCGGUUCUGCACUGAGUAUACCAUUGAGGAAAAAGUGAUAGAGAGGGCUUAUAAAAAGCUUGCCCUUGAUGCUCUGGUGAUUCAACAAGGACGAUUAGCUGAGCAAAAAACUGUUAAUAAAGAUGAGCUACUUCAAAUGGUAAGGUUUGGUGCUGAAAUGGUUUUUAGUUCCAAGGAUAGCACAAUUACCGAUGAGGACAUUGAUAGAAUCAUUGCGAAAGGAGAAGAGGCAACUGCUGAACUUGAUGCGAAGAUGAAGAAAUUUACCGAGGACGCGAUUAAAUUUAAGAUGGAUGAUACUGCUGAAUUGUACGACUUUGAUGACGAGAAGGAUGAUAAGUUUGACUUCAAGAAGAUAGUUAGUGAAAACUGGAUUGAACCACCAAAGAGAGAGCGGAAGCGGAAUUACUCAGAAUCAGAAUACUUUAAGCAAACAAUGCGCCAAGGUGCUCCAGUAAAACCCAAAGAGCCUCGAAUUCCACGCAUGCCUCAGUUACAUGAUUUUCAAUUUUUCAACACACAAAGGCUGAGUGAGCUGUAUGAAAAGGAAGUACGCUACCUCAUGCAAAAUCAUCAGAAGAAUCAGUUGAAGGACACAACUAUAGAAGUGGAUGAACCAGAAGAAGUUGGAGAUCCAUUGACUGCUGAAGAACUGGAAGAAAAGGAACGUCUAUUAGAAGAGGGAUUCUCUUCUUGGAGUAGAAGAGAUUUCAAUACCUUCAUCAGGGCCUGUGAGAAGUAUGGGCGAAGUGAUAUACAAAGCAUUGUUGCCGAGAUGGAGGGGAAAACAGAGGAGGAAGUAGAAAGAUAUGCAAAGGUUUUCAAAGAGAGAUACAAGGAAUUAAAUGAUUAUGAUAGGAUCAUCAAGAACAUUGAAAGAGGAGAGGCUCGAAUUUCUCGCAAGGAUGAGAUAAUGAAAGCUAUUGGGAAAAAGUUGGAUCGCUACAAGAAUCCAUGGCUAGAACUGAAGAUCUCAUAUGGUCAGAACAAGGGGAAGUUGUACAAUGAAGAAUGUGACCGUUUCAUGAUAUGCAUGGUUCACAAGCUUGGGUAUGGCAACUGGGAUGAGUUGAAAGCAGCAUUUCGCACGUCACCCUUGUUUCGGUUUGAUUGGUUUGUGAAGUCACGCACAACUCAGGAACUUGCGAGGAGAUGUGAUACACUAAUUCGAUUGGUGGAGAAAGAGAACCAAGAAGUUGAUGAGAGGGAGAGACAGGCUCGCAAAGAGAAGAAGCUUGCUAAGAACAUGACACCAUCAAAGCGUGGCACGGGUAGGCAGCCAACUGAGAGCCCCUCUUCCAUGAAGAAGAGGAAGCAAUUAACUAUGGAUGAUUAUGUUAGCACGGGAAAGAGGAGGAGGUAAUUCUAAAUUGAAGUAUAUUUUGUAGUGGGGUUUGGAAACCUCAGAUGACUGUAUUUGAGAAGCAUGAUGCUAGAGUUAUUUUGUAGUCGGUUCCUUAAUGUUGGUAGGAUAAUUCAAGGGUUGAACAUUCACCCAUCUAUGUAUCAGAGGAAUGCUUAAUUGAAUUCACAGCUGUAUAUUGGGAUUUGGUUAAAGUUAAAUGCUUAAAUAUUGGUG
Molecule: messenger RNA, 3477 nt
Organism: Fragaria vesca subsp. vesca
Lineage: Eukaryota; Viridiplantae; Streptophyta; Magnoliopsida; Rosales; Rosaceae
Product: putative chromatin-remodeling complex ATPase chain-like
Exons: 25
Coding region: 70-3261 (1063 amino acids)
Biological process (GO): nucleosome organization; regulation of transcription by RNA polymerase II
Cellular component (GO): chromatin; nucleus
Molecular function (GO): ATP hydrolysis activity; ATP-dependent chromatin remodeler activity; histone binding
Source: RefSeq, a predicted model, not a curated record